AUGGAGAGUAAUAACAAUGUGGACUACUUGCAAUUCCAGUCUGAGCCAUCAGGAAGACACAAGGGAAAGAAACAUAUAAUCAUAGUAGGGGCUGGUAUAAUAGGUGUUUGUACAGCGUAUUUUGUUAUCAAGCACCCUCAUUUUGACCCGGAGAAAUACCAUGUUACAUUGAUCGAGAGUAAGAGAGUAGCGGGAGGAGCUAGCGGUAAGGCAGGUGGAUUGCUUGCUUUGUGGGCAUUCCCGGAACAAAUCGUGUCAUUGUCGUUCAACUUGCACCAAAGUUUGGCUAAUGAGUAUAAUGGAGCAGAAGAAUGGGGAUACAGGCGAUUAACCACUGUUUCAUUGGAAGGUGACAUAUCCAACGUGAAGGACUCCGACGAAGAAGAAAAUGACAAUAAUGUGGAAGAUAGAAAUAACUUAUUCAAGGAUAGCUUCAAACAAGUAACAGCACAUGAUAGUGAUUCAUCAUCAUCCACUAACGAGAAGCCGCCCAAAAAGACAGCUAGAAACACGAGGUCGUCCUCGGUUGUACAAUUGGACUUUCCAAAAAACGGUCUUCCGUCAAGUUUGAAUUGGAUCAAAUCUUCACUUAUUGAUAACUGCUCCAAGUUGGGUGGCACUGAUACAACUGCACAAGUUCAUCCAUACAAAUUUACAAACUUUAUCCUCAGAAAGGCAGUAGAGUGUUCCCAGGGUGCGUUGGAGUUGAUUCUCGGAAAAGUCGAAGAGAUUACAUACUCUGAGGAGACAGGAACCGCCACGGGGGUCAUUUAUCAACCAACAUCUGUAAAAGACAGUGAUAAGUACCAGGACAAAUUGAUCGAAUUAGUUGCCGACCAAACUGUUUUAACAGUUGGACCCUGGAUUUCCAAAAUAUUGCCCGAUUGUCCUAUAUCUGGUUUGAGAGCCCAUUCUAUUACCAUAGCACCAUUCAAGGAUCAACCCGUCAGCCCCUAUGCGAUAUUCACCGAACUCAAAGUGGCUCGUAAUUCUUAUAUUUCGCCGGAGAUUUAUGCUAGACAAGAUGAAGUCUACGUGUGUGGGGAAGGUGACAGUACCGUUGACGUGCCUGAAACAACUGACGAUGUUGAAGUAGUUCGAUCCAAAUGUGAUGAGCUUUACAAUCAAGUGAGCAAAAUCUCACCAAACUUGAAGAAAGGACAUAUAUUGAGACGACAAGCUUGCUAUUUACCGGUACUAGAUGUACCUUCGUCCAGCGGACCUUUGAUAGGCGAAACGAAUGUCAGCAACCUAUACCUUGCUUCAGGUCACUCGUGUUGGGGAAUAAAUAAUGCUCCAGGUACGGGUAAGAUAAUGAGUGAGCUAUUGAUGGAUGGAAAAGUCAAAUCUGCCGACAUCUCAAGUUUGGAUCCGUCUUUUUAUUUUGAUGCUAGUGUUAUUCUUGAGGAUUGA
Messenger RNA from Lodderomyces margitis, 1413 nucleotides. RefSeq lists its product as uncharacterized. Gene Ontology annotation, biological process: retrograde transport, endosome to Golgi. The record is from RefSeq and is a predicted model, not a curated record. Gene Ontology annotation, molecular function: oxidoreductase activity. The coding region runs from base 1 to 1413 and encodes 470 amino acids. NCBI's taxonomy places the organism in Eukaryota, Fungi, Ascomycota, Pichiomycetes, Serinales, Debaryomycetaceae. The transcript has a single exon. Gene Ontology annotation, cellular component: cytoplasm; late endosome.